This is a messenger RNA of Gilbertella persicaria, 1314 nucleotides long. RefSeq names its product enolase C-terminal domain-like protein. Gene Ontology annotation, molecular function: magnesium ion binding; hydro-lyase activity. Bases 18 to 1256 code for a protein of 412 amino acids. The transcript has 4 exons. The record is from RefSeq and is a predicted model, not a curated record. Lineage: Eukaryota; Fungi; Mucoromycota; Mucoromycetes; Mucorales; Choanephoraceae. Gene Ontology annotation, biological process: amino acid catabolic process; carbohydrate catabolic process.
CUUAUAAACAUACCAACAUGGUUCAACACGCUCUUAUUGAUUCUACCAUCACGAAGUACGAAAUCAGAGAUAUUCGUUUCCCUACAUCUAAGCACUUGGAUGGCUCUGAUGCCAUGAACAAAGACCCUGACUACUCUGCUGCUUAUAUUAUCUUCUAUACUGAUUCUCCUGACUUUGAAGGUCAUGGUAUGACUUUCACUUGUGGUCGUGGUAACGACGUUGUCUGUGCUUGUAUUGAACAACUCGCUCUCAAGUUCGUUGGCAAGAAACUCAGUGAUUUGACUGCCGAUAUGCGUGCCACUCACAGAAUCUGUACUGGUGACUCUCAAUUGCGUUGGAUUGGUCCUGAAAAGGGUGUUGUUCACCUUGCUACUGGUGCUGUUAUUAACGCUAUCUGGGAUCUUUGGGCCAAGGCCGAAAACAAGCCUGUCUGGAAGUUGGUUGCUGACUUGACCCUGAACAAUUUGUUCAAUGCCAAGUGUGAAGCUGAUGUCCGUGCUAAUGGUUACCCUAGUUACACUACCUCUGCUGGUUGGUUAGGUUACAGUGAUGACAAGGUUCGUCGUUUGAUUCGUGAAGCCAAGGAACAAGGUUUCAAAAUUUUCAAGCAAAAGGUUGGUAGUGACAAGGCUUCUGACAUUCGUCGUGCUGCUCUCAUUCGUGAAGAAAUUGGUGAAGAUGGUGUCUUGAUGAUGGAUGCUAACCAAGUUUGGGAUGUCCAAGAAGCUAUUGAUUGGAUGCAAGAUCUUUUGCCCUACAAGCCUUUCUUCAUUGAAGAACCCACUUCUCCUGAUGAUGUUCUCGGUCAUGCUGCUGUUCGUAAGGCUCUUUACCCUAAGACAAAGGUUGCUACUGGUGAACACAUUCAAAACCGUAUCAUCUUCAAGCAAUUGUUCCAAGCUGAAGCCAUUGAUGUUUGUCAAAUUGAUUCUUGUCGUGUUGCUGGUGUCAACGAAGUCCUUGCUAUUCUCUUGAUGGCUAAGAAGUUCAAUAUUCCUGUUUGGCCACACGCAGGCGGUGUUGGUUUAUGUGAAUAUGUUCAACAUUUAUCUUUGAUUGAUUAUAUCUGUAUUACUGGUACAACUGAAGGUCGUGCUUUAGAAUAUGUUGACCACUUGCACGAACACUUCUUGGAUCCUGUUGUCAUGAAGGAUGGUAAAUACACUGCUCCCCUCGCUGCUGGUUACUCUAUCACAAUGAAGCGCGAGUCCAUUGAAGACUACACAUUCCCUACUGGCAAGGUUCACCAAGAAUAAGACAUAGAUCCCCCUUAUAUAUUUAAAUAAACAAAAAACAUGUAUUUGUAUCAAAGAA